Molecule: messenger RNA, 1164 nt
Organism: Encephalitozoon cuniculi GB-M1
Lineage: Eukaryota; Fungi; Microsporidia; Unikaryonidae
Exons: 1
Coding region: 1-1164 (387 amino acids)
Cellular component (GO): cytoplasm; nuclear proteasome complex; proteasome regulatory particle, lid subcomplex
Source: RefSeq, marked provisional
AUGGAGGAGCUUCUGGAAAGGGAAAGAAAGGCCAGAGUCAAGAAUGACUAUGAAAUGCUUUUGAAGAUAUUUGAGGAGCUGAUGAGCCUGUGCAAGUCUGACGAGGAGCUUGGGUGUCUUGUCCGGGUCCUUACGAUAAAGAGGGGCCAAAACAGAGCGGCGAUCAAGUGGAUGAUCUGGCAGCUGUUUGAGAGGAAGAAGGGAGAGGAGGGCUUUGUAGAGUUUUUCUCUCAGAUCUUGAAGGAUGUCAUUGAGGGGAGGAUCUUUCUUGAGGAUGAAAGGAUAUACAUAACAGAGGAGCUCAAGAGGAGAUAUGAGCUGUGCGGGGAUGUGAGGAGUGCGCUGGAUGUGGUCAUAAACGUCCCUGUUGAGACAUUUACCAUGGUCAAGGAGAGUGUUGUGGUCAACUACCAGCUUGAGCAGCUAAGGCUCUGCGUGAGCAACCUUGACUGGAUAAGGGCCGACAUAACCAUGAAGAAGAUCAGGAAGAAGUAUUUUGAAGAGAAUGACGCCGCCGAAGAGAAGAUCAAGUUUUACGAGCUUGUUGUUCAACUCCACCUUGGGCAAAGGAAGUAUUUCAAUGCAUCUGAUGUUUACCAUUCCCUUAGCACUCUUGGGGAGAAUGCCACGGGGUAUGUUGUCCUGAGCUCAUUCUUCUGUAUUUUAACAACGUGUGAGACCGAGAUGGAAAACAUUGUGUGCAAGAAGUCUGGCAUGUUGAAGAUGCUCAGUGAGGACAAGAACAACGACGAGGUUGUCAGGUCUGUUGUGAAUAGAUUUCUAUCCAGAGUGGUUGUAGACAGGUCGACGGCUGAUGAGAUCCUGCAGGCCUUUUCCUUUGCUGUGGAUGUCUCUGUUUACUUGGAUGACCUUCUCUCUGCAAUCGACGAGCAUAACUUCAGGAUUAUUGAGAGGUUCUACUCUUCGAUCAGUGUCCAGGAGAUUUCUAUGGUGAUGCAGAGCCCUGCAGAGGAUAUCAUCAAGAAGAUUUCGUUCAUGGUCAACAACGGAUUUGCACAAUGUAAGAUUAACCAGAAGACGGGGAUUAUUGAGUUUGAAAAGAGGAAGUGGAACGAUAAUGUUGAGGAUGUAAUGGGCAAGCUGAUCAAGUGCAACCAUCUUAUACAUAAGGAGCGGCUGCGCCUCUCCAUUAAAAAAAGUUGA